UCAACGCUGAAGACACUAUACUUGACAGCUACGAUACUUCCGACCCUUGUAACGAAAAAUGUAUCACGAAGUCACAAGUAGAUAAAAGCGGCCAAGCAACAAACAUUUGCACUCGUGUUCGUAGUUUAUUUGAAAAGCUACCUGCAAAUAUAAUUAACACACAAAAGAAGUCUUGA
Molecule: messenger RNA, 176 nt
Organism: Racocetra persica
Lineage: Eukaryota; Fungi; Glomeromycota; Glomeromycetes; Diversisporales; Gigasporaceae
Source: the annotation of a GenBank genome assembly